Fonsecaea erecta is the source of this 1377-nucleotide messenger RNA. RefSeq lists its product as hypothetical. The coding region runs from base 1 to 1377 and encodes 458 amino acids. The transcript has a single exon. Lineage: Eukaryota; Fungi; Ascomycota; Eurotiomycetes; Chaetothyriales; Herpotrichiellaceae. The record is from RefSeq and is a predicted model, not a curated record.
AUGGCGAAUUCACAGUCCCCGGCGGAUGAGUCGACGGUUCCUGCCACUCCUCCCUACGUGCGCACUCGCUCAGCAGACAGCAUGAACAAAUCCUCCUAUGCAUCUCCUCCACCAAUGUCAGCCUCGAUGACCCCACCACCAUCGACGCAGCCUCCUCGGUUUCAGUCUCCUAUUAAUCGCGUCAGCGCUGCUCCCAUCGACGCCUUGCUUGCCUCACCUCCACCAACUGCGUUCAGAUCCAAUGUGCUUGGCGCCUUGCCAACCCCAGAUGCGAUCGCAAAGGCGGACAUCGAAGAACUGCGAAGCAUGGCCACCGAAUUAGUCGCAGCAGUUCGGGAAGCGCGAACCUCGGCCGCUCAUUUCAAAUUGCAGCACAGUCUUCUAGCCAUGGAGGCGGAUCAGGCGGCGCAACGGGCUGAGGUUGAACAACAGAUGAGUCGCCGGGAAAUUGAGGUCCUUCAAACCGCUGAAUACAGGCUGCGCGUUUCAAUGCAGUCCCGAAACUCAGUCCCUCCACCCCAACCUCAGAUCGAGGCGUUGACCAAAACAUGCCGGGCCAUGGAAGAGGAGCGUGAUGAGGUGGAGAAACGACUGGCACGAGCGAAGAAGCUGGUCGAGUUGCAGAAUGAUCGGAAUGAGUUGCUCGAAGAGGAAAAUGCUCUACUUAAAAGGCGUAUUCGCGAGAACAGAGAGCACUUCACCAGGUUCAAAAGUAUGUCGCCAUCGUAUACCACGCCCCGCGACACCUUCACCACGCCUCACCGGAAGCCCGUGCCUCGCUUCCCGGAGUCUGCACCUGCACCGAACCAUUCAAACAUUGCAGCCCUGCUUGCCGCUGGUGAAGUGCUUAGUGAGCAGAGUGCCAGCGUCCCUUCGACGCCCACCAGAACCCACACCUCCAAGUUCAAGCAUGGCCACACUCGCGGAGCUCAUUCACUCUCCUCACUGCAGACUACGCCAGUCCACGUGAGACCUGUGACCCACGACGGCUACCCAACAUCCAUGGUUCCCUUUUCCGCACCCUCUUCUCAAUUAGUAAUGGAGUCAGCAGAAAGAGAACGCCAUGACCGGGAUAGCACCAUUUCCAUAUCUGAUGCCGAAGAAGGCCACAACGAUGAUAGCAUUCCCGAGUCCCAGGCCAGUUCAUUGGCGAGCGACAUGUUACGACGGAAUCCGGGCUCCCAGGAGAGCUUGAGACUGUCUCAAGGCGCAGAACGCUCAAGCAAUCUACUUCAAAGCAAGAUCUUUGGUCCCGUUAAGAAAGCCGGUCAGCUUAGGAAGCGGGGAGCGAGUUUUGGAGAGACUGACAUCAAGGCAAAGAAGGCAAAACUUUCUCAAGGAGUUGGGCUUGGUAUUGAAUCUUGGAGUCAAAACUGA